Molecule: messenger RNA, 846 nt
Organism: Colletotrichum siamense
Lineage: Eukaryota; Fungi; Ascomycota; Sordariomycetes; Glomerellales; Glomerellaceae
Exons: 4
Coding region: 1-846 (281 amino acids)
Source: RefSeq, a predicted model, not a curated record
AUGGGCCAAGGUCACUCGAGGCCCAAGCCGGGCACAAAGUUCCGUGUCAUUGGUGCCGGCAUGUCACGAACUGGCACCAAGACCUUUGCACAAGCCCUAGAGACGCUCAUCGGCCCUGUUCAUGACGGCGGCGCCGAGGGACUCGUGGGCACCGCGGAGGUGCGGAAGCGGUGGCUCGAGGUCAUGGAAUUAGCGACCAAGAAGGAUAAGACGAUGCCCGAGAAGAAGCGCCUGGAAUGGCUGCUUGCCGAACUCAUGGAAGGUUACUCCGCGACCGUUGAUGCUCCCUGCAUCUGGCUUGUGCCGGAGCUUCUCGAGCUGUAUCCAGAUGCCGUCGUAAUUGCAACGACCCGAGACAAAGAGUCUUGGUGGAAGAGCGCGCAAACAAUCUCCAGCCUCGUCGACUGGCCAUGGCUGCCCUUCUUCGCUCGGCCACUUCCAGUACUGAACUCAUUCGUCACAUGGGGCCCGCUCGUCGAGAGAACGUGCGUCUCCCGUCUGGGUUUCAAGGGCUUCCAAUGCGCUGAGGUGUUGGAAACGCACGAAGCGUUCUUGCGCAGGGUUGUGCCGCCGGAGAAGCUCUUCUUCUACCGAGUUCGUGACGGCUGGGGCCCGUUGUGCGAGAUGCUCAAGCUGCCGGUGCCCGCGCAGCCGUUCCCGCAUAACAACAAGCCCGAGGACGUCAAGAUGGUUGGCCGCAUCGUGGUUGCGGUCGGAUCGGUGGCGUGGGGAGUUGUCCUCGGGGGUGCGUUUACAUGCAGCUGGGUUGCUUGGAGGUUAGGGUCGAUGCUGCUGGGCAAAAUGGGGAACGAAGGGUUCGUGAAAUUGCUUGACACGAUCCGAUGA